This is a messenger RNA of Funneliformis caledonium, 156 nucleotides long. Lineage: Eukaryota; Fungi; Glomeromycota; Glomeromycetes; Glomerales; Glomeraceae. The record is from the annotation of a GenBank genome assembly.
UAUAAAGCUCGACCAAAUUUCAAAAAGUCAAGAGGAUUUGAAGGCGAUGCUUAUUAAACAAAAGAACAAAAGUGAUAAAAUUUUUUUAAGAUUUGAGAAGCAACAAGUCAAUACAAAGAUUGGAAUCGUUAAAAAUAGUGGUAAAGAUAAAGGAAA